AUUACUGAACUUCACAACAUUGGUUACAGUUUUGUAGUCCUCCCCUCUUUUUUGGAGACUGCGUGGACUCUCUUCUGUCGUCGUUUGAGAGUGAGAAGGUGGGUGAGUGGGUGGGUGUGUCGCUGUGACCCAGUUGAAAGGCUUAGCUAGUUGUUCCCUGUGCAAACACUGCAGACGAAAGAAAGUUUAUGAGUAGUUUAAUGUGAAAGUGGCCGCAUCGGUGCUGGCUAGCCCAUCAGGAAUGGCAGUUUGGACCAGAGCUGAUAAGAACGGUCAGCUGGAUCUACUUCUCCGCGACCGCUGGAUCCGAGUUUCGGCCGAACUUAGCCGCGAAUCGCUGACUUUAGCCGCCGAGGCGGAGGGAAUCACACAGGGGGCGAACCCGUGGGGCCACAGCGCUGCUCCCGAUGAUCUGAGAAAUGGCAUAUCGAACGGAAACGAGCUGGGAACGAAGUCACGGAACACUGGUCGCGGUCUAUCUUCUGGCCACGACCACUUUCAGAAAGGGUGCAGCAGCCCCGAUCGCGUGGGUGCAUACGACGGCCCCUACGGAUUAGGCAGCCCCGGGAAGUACUCCAACAACGCCGCAAACUCGGACUUUGGAAGUCCCGCUUCGAGCUACGGGAGUCCCGGCUCGAGUUCGGGCUCGAGGCACGGCGAGGUCUGUGCGGACAUCUGCGCGGAGGCUGUGCGAAAGGUCCGAGUUGUCAAACAGGAGUCUGGCGGGCUAGGCAUCAGUAUCAAAGGGGGGCGCGAGAAUCGGAUGCCGAUCCUCAUCUCCAAGAUCUUCCCGGGGCUCGCGGCGGACCAAAGUCGCGCGCUCCGCGUGGGCGACGCCAUCCUGUCGGUGAACGGUAACGACCUCCGGGAGGCGACGCACGACCUGGCGGUGCAGGCCCUUAAGAAGGCUGGAAAACAAGUGACGCUCGAGGUGAAAUACAUUCGUGAGGUAUCCCCACUAUUCAAGAAGCAUUCGCUUGUGGCUGACUUGCCAUGGAAUGGUGUUCGGCCACAGUCUCCCAGCUACAAUGACAGUGAGGAUUCUGGAUCUCCUAAACACAGCUCCUCCACAGAUAGGAAGGUCAUCAGCUUAAAGAUGUGCUUCAUCAGUCGGAACCUAACCAUGCCAGACCUGGAGAACAGACUUUUGGAACUGCAUUCCCCCGAUGGUCAGCACACAGUGGUACUUCGCUGUAAAGAUGCCCCCACAGCCAACUCCUGGUUCACUGCCAUCCACACCAACAUUGCGGCCCUCCUCCCGCAGACCCUGGCUCACAUCAAUGCCUACCUGGGGGCUUCUGCCUCAGCUUCCUCACAGCCUCACCUCAAGCACAUAGGAUGGCUGGCUGAACAGGUCCAGCUAGAAGGUGGACGACAGCAGCACAGACCUGUUGUCAUGGCACUUACAGAAAAGGACAUACUGCUCUUUGAAUCUGUGCCAUGGGGUAGAGAAUUGUGGGCAUUGCCUUUGCUCACACACCCGCUGCUUGCUACAAGACUGGUGCAUUCUGGCAGUGCCCGUGGUUCUCCUGCUCAGAGCUCUGACCUGGUGUUUGCCACUCGGACUGGCACAGGGCGGGGCAUCGAAUCACACAUCUUUCGUGUGGAGACCCACUGGGAUCUGUCUUCAUGGACAAGGGCACUUGUGCAAGGUGCACAUGCUGCAGCAGAACUCAUCAAAGAAGUCUCUAUUGGCUGCACAUUGAACAGACAAGAUGUUCGACUGACUCUGCACUAUGAGAAGGGCUUUACUGUGGUAAGAGAGCCAUCCGACCCAUCCAACGGAGCUGUACUCUUCAGAUACCCGUAUGAAAAACUGAAAAUGUCUGCUGAUGACGGAAUACGCAACCUUUACCUUGAUUUUGGUGGUCCAGAAGGAGAAAUGGUAUUUGACCUUCACUCGGGUCCAAAGCCAGUUGUGUUUGUCCUUCAUGCUUUUCUCUCGGCAAAGCUUACUCGUAUGGGCUUACUCACAUGAAGUCAUUCCCAUCAACAAAUGAAAUCAAUUGGAACUCACAGCACAGGCAUGUGCGCUGCCACCACCGACCCCCAUCCUAAAAAUGUGCCUUGGCUUCCAUUUUCUACUUUUCUUACCACAGCAGCUGUAUUGCUAUAUCAAGUCUUAAAGUAGCACUUUGCUUGAAGUUCUCAGACUUCCAGGGAAAAAAGCAUUUAACAUUCCAGUGACAGUUCUCAUUAAAGACAAGGGUCAUAUUCUCCUGUGUCCAUAAAAGCGAAAAGGCACACAGUGGCACACUUUUCUUACUGCAUAGAUUCUUCGUACGCGGGCAUUCCCUGUGAAAUAUGGGCUCGCGUUAUAUGCUCUAAUCAACUUAAGCACUUUUUGCACUUUUACUUACUUGAGUCUAUUGUAAGUCCAGUGUCCAGUGAAGGUGCAACAUUAAAUUGCACUUAGCAGUUCAAAUAUAAGCCACGUGCUAAAAAUACUUAAAAAGGUGUUUAAACAACAACUGUUAUAAUUUGCUUUUAUUCUGUUUUUUCCCCCUCUUCUUUUAUACCAAGGUUGGUAUGAUGCCUAUAUUGAAAUGAAGGCUCAUCCCUCCAAUCAUACCAAUAUUUCCUCAACCAGUACUCAUAAUUUAAAGGAGGACUAUGUAAGAUUUGCACUUCAAGGAUUCCAUAUAUGGCCCUAAUAUUUCAACAGACAUAAAAGAAACACGUAUUUUGGAAAUACUUCUAAAACCAUUUUCAAUGGUUAAGCUGUGAUUUUCCCAUUUUAAAUCGAUUGUCAGCCCGUAAACGUUGCUAUUGGUUUUAUUCUUUGUUUUCAAUGGAUGUCCCGCCCCCACUAAUCAGCAAAUUACGAGAUAAAUUCUUUGUCUUCAACCAGAUUGCAACAGCUCUGUAAAUUACCAGUACUUGAAGUACGCGUACUUCUGUGACCUUGUACUACUAGCGCCUGUACUUACGUGUACUUGUACUACAAGCGCCUGUACCCGCGUGCACUUGUACUCCAAGCACCUGUACUCGCGUGUGCCGGUACUACAAGCGCUUGUACUCGUGUAUCCUUGUACUCCAACCGCCUGUACUCUCGUGUACUUCUACUCCUAGAAAGUGUACUCACGUGUACUUGUACUCAAAGCACUUGCAAUCGCAUAUACUUGUACUACAAGUGCCUGUACUCGCGUAUCCUUGUACUACAAGUGCCUGUACUCGCGUGUACUUGUACUCCUAGCAAGUGUACUUGCGUGCACUUUUACUACAAGCACUAGUACUCGCGUGUACUUGUUCCACAAACUAGCACAGCACAGUUCCACGCACAAUUUCUCAAGAAAUUGCAUUUUCUAUUUUUUGAUGGAAAUGCAACAUUGGUAUGAUAAUGCAGCGUGAUUAUCCACGGUGAAGCACUUAUCUGGCAGCCCAGAAGGGAAGGAAAGGGAUGUUGUGUGCUAUGAAUCUUACAUAUUGAUCCUUUAAAUCGAUUGGCGACCAUUGAAUCGAAUCGUCCAAACUUCGCAAUAUCGGCCAAUCUCUUAACGUUGUCCAAAGAAUCAAUAAUCGUAUUGCCAUGAAAUUGGUGACACACUACACUCCUAAAAAAUAGGAGGCUUUUAUUUUUUAAUUAUUCUUCAGAUUUAAUAAAUGUAUAUAUAGCCCAUAUUUCGAAAAUAUUUACAAGUCUAAAGAAAAUAAUUUCCAGGAUGGUUUUAGCUGUCUCCGUUUUUUCCGGAGUCAUAUUCAGUUUACGCAUGAUGAGUGCGCAGUAAAUAUAUGGGAAGGAAAAUCCACGUGGAUGAAAAGUGUGCAAGUCUGGGUGCAAAAAAAUGACACGAGAAUAUGGCCUUACAUGAAGUGAAUUGGUUAGAUGAACUUAUCGUACUUCAGUUUAAGUCGCACAGAAAAAUAAAGCAUAGGAAAGGGGUCGGCAACCUUUUGUACUUCAUUUGGGAACACCACCCAUGUAAAUGUUCUGCUAUCUUUAUAUUUUUAUUCCUUUUGUUGAUUUAUCCAUUAUUUGUUCCAACUCCUAAACAUUCCCCAAAAAUCGAUCAAGCUUUCGAUUUCUCAAAACGCAGAGUUUUCCACAAAAACAGCCCCAUUCAUUUUCAAUGGCAAAACUAAACUAAAUUUUGUCCUACAGUUUUGAUCCGAUUCACAUUGUUUACACGUCCAAGAAUCUCUGAACCCAAACUCAAGGCACACAAAAGUUGGAUACGGUUUUUGCCAAAAACAUGCGGUUCCACCAAAAUGUGACAAAAACUUUUCAAUUUUCACUCAAUGGCCUCAUUAAUUACCAAUUGGAGAAAAUGACCCGAUAAUAACAGAAAAUGCCCUGAAAAGCCCCUUAUUCUACAGGAAGUGACCCAGAAAUGCCCUAGAAUCGCUGCAAAAACACAAAAAAACCAAACUUUAACCGAAAACAACAAAUAUCUCCCAAAAAUCGGGGGGAGAAGACAUAAGGUUAAACGAAAACAAAAAAAAAAAAAGCCAAACUACAAAAACUGUAGAAAGAAAAUGGCAAAACCGUAACAAAAAACAGCAACAACAACAAAAAAAUCACCAAAAAACAACAGCAGAAAACAUAAAUAGUCAAAAGCGCAAGUUUGAUCUUUUGUAACAGCAAUUCAAAUUUGCGUUUAUAACUAGCUGCCAAUACAGCAAUAACAAUCCACACAAACGAUUAGCAUGUAUCAGUUAGUGUCCGCACAUCAUCUAAAACAAUCACAUCAACUCGCUCCAAGUAUUCAACCACAAUUGAAAACACUCAAUAAACAGUACAAGGUGUUAUAUGCAGGUGUUGCCUAGGUGGAUGCUCAACAUUACAAAACAAAACAAAAAACGAGACUCUGGCGUCACAAAGUCGGAAUCACGCAAGUAGGGUAUGUCGUAACCCGGAGACUACCUGUAUUCAAAUUCAUAUUUUAAAAAAAACUCAAAUCAAUGAAUUUUCAUAAAUAGUCAUUAUUUUCCAAAAUCGCAGGGUCCACAAGUGAAGGAUGAAAGAGUCACACACCACAGUUUGCCGACCCCUAGGAUAGGAUGAAGGAUUUUCGACAAUCAAUAAUAAACACUUGAGCUUUUAUGAGUAAUAACUAUACUCAAUAAUAUAGUCUUCUUUGCCUAGAUUUCCACAGCAGCCUUCUAGUGUACGUUUGGCUUGUUCAGUUUUUUUAUUCGUGGUAUCAGAAAGUGGCAGGGCAAAAUGUUUUCUAUAUCAGUAUGCAGUUAAAAAUGGAAAAACUGUACAAGUGAAGCAGAUAUGUCUGCGUGUGUUUGUUUAUAUCUUGUGUGCCUGCUGCAUGGCAAACAUACUUUUCUUUUUUUUUUUUUUUUUUUAUCAUUUACAAUAGGAAACUUGCACAAACAGUAUUAUACUUAUUGUGGGAUCUAAAAUUGUUUGUGUUCAUUUUUAUUAGCAUGACUUGCUGGCAUCAAAGCCUUGUAAGGUGUCAUCCUGAUGGCUAAACUUCCAUUUUCUACACCGCUUGAUUCCAUUAAAGGUGCUAUGAAAUGGUGCAUAUCAAAAAAUGAAAAAAACAAUUUACCACAUACAUUUCAUAGUCACUCUACCUGAAACUGUGCAUCAGGGAAUGCCCUUUUUUUCAGUAAUUCUGGUUGUGACAUCACAACCAGAAUUGAUUGAUCAUGUCUCACUUUCGAGUGCUGCACAUGUUGACAGACUGACAGAACGAUCACAUGGCAACAAGAUAAUAGGAAGCCUAUGGAUAGCUUGCUUGCAGACAUUUUUUGUGGGCGGAGCCAAGGCAGCUGAGAAAGGAAGACUAAUUAUCAUCUAUUUUCAUUAUUGAGCCUUUUUUGGAUGGAUUUGUGUCUGAAAUAUGCUCUGCUGUCCAUUUAAUGUCACUUGCUAUCGUAUUUCAUGGCACCUCUAAAGGUUUCAAAUAAGCUGAAGCACAUCUAAUAUGACAUACACUUAAUUGAUCACCAGCCAACCACACAUACACUUGCACUGAAGUUUAAAAUUUCAAGUUAACCUUCUUUCAAGUAACCUUCUUUACUUCAGAGCCAUUAUUGGGAUUUUACAUCUCUGGUAAUAGGCAAUUGGUAUUUCCUUAGGCUCUUAACUAAAAACCAUAUACUCGUGACAUACUGUUUUUGGAAUGCGACCUUGAAAAUGAUGGAAUUUAAAAUGCAAGCAUAUUGUAAAUAUCAAAUAUUUUUAUUGCAUUAGGUGCGCCUCCACAAACAGUGCUGGCCAAAAGUAUUAGCUCCCCUGCAAUUUUGUCAGAUAAUGCUCAGUUUCUCCCAAAAAAUAUUGCAAUUACAAAUGCUUUGGUAGUAAUAUUUUCAUUUUUUUGCUUGCAAUGAAAAAA
Corythoichthys intestinalis (scribbled pipefish) is the source of this 6296-nucleotide messenger RNA. It is a transcript of the gene sntb2, whose product is annotated as syntrophin, beta 2. Gene Ontology annotation, molecular function: structural molecule activity; protein binding. The record is from RefSeq and is a predicted model, not a curated record. NCBI's taxonomy places the organism in Eukaryota, Metazoa, Chordata, Actinopteri, Syngnathiformes, Syngnathidae. Gene Ontology annotation, cellular component: synapse; intracellular anatomical structure; dystrophin-associated glycoprotein complex. Bases 242 to 1978 code for a protein of 578 amino acids. The transcript is spliced from 7 exons.